This is a messenger RNA of Ooceraea biroi (clonal raider ant), 3593 nucleotides long. It is a transcript of the gene Dbx, whose product is annotated as homeobox protein Dbx. Gene Ontology annotation, biological process: regulation of transcription by RNA polymerase II. Gene Ontology annotation, molecular function: DNA-binding transcription factor activity, RNA polymerase II-specific; DNA binding. The record is from RefSeq and is a predicted model, not a curated record. NCBI's taxonomy places the organism in Eukaryota, Metazoa, Arthropoda, Insecta, Hymenoptera, Formicidae.
AAGGCCACUGCCUGCUGCACGUACGUACGGGGUGGUGUUUCGAGAAUGCCGGCGAUGCCGGUCGGGGUGAGGACGAGGGGGAGGUGGGACGAGUGAGCCACCUCUAUAUCGCCUUUGUGGGCCUUCAUUCGAGGGUUGCAUGCUCUCACGUUGCCGCCGCCACCACUAACCCCCCUUCCAUGCGUUCGGAAGGCACGCACGCAGGCACGCCAGUUGACAUCCUGCUGCCGAAAUCGCACGUCCACGUCGUCCGGCGUGAGGACGAAACGUUUGCGUGCGCCGGAACGCGCGGCACCGAUCAUGUGACACGCGCGACUUCGCAGACGAACGGUAUCCCGCGAUCCUUCCGGUCGAUCCUUGCGACGAGAUGUUCGCGGGAAAAGGGGAUCAGCUUGUUUGUCGGAGCUGAGUACACGUCGUUACACGAGAGCACAGUGCAACUUUGUUUCUCCUGUAUUCGUGCUGGAUAUUUGAGUCGGAUACUCAAGUUUCAACAUCGUGCGUCAUGCAACUUCGAUUCAGAGUGAUGUUGAAAUAAUUUGCGCUCGCCAAAUGAAAGACAGAUAACCGCCUGACUGAUCCGAUGAAUCCGGAAAUUUCUUGGAAAAAUUGAAGUGCGAUUAGUGGCUUGAGACGUAAUCAAGUGGUGACAAGAUAGGAGAUUAAAUAAUUAAAGAAGAUUAAAUUGGAAAUUGUAGUCAUUAGAGUCCUUAACAAUCUUGGGAUCGCGGAAACGUGAUUUCCAAAGCGAUCGAGGUUCACAUGCAGAUCUUAAAUGUGAUAAACGUGAUAAAUGCAGCGUUGAAAAAUUGCACUAGAAAAAGCAAUGAACCUAAUAUCGCUUAAAAAGGACGUUGGUUGAUUGCGUUGUGGUAAGUAACACGAUAAUCAAAGUCGAAAGAUUCCGCGUCAAAGAUUCCGUGUGAAAGAAGCUUCGCAACCAGUUCCGAAGGAUAUUCUCGAUAUUUCGCAUCCUGCGACACGACGAUCGUGACGAUCGGAGGGCCUAGCAGCCGUGAUAUGUUCCCCUCGUCAGCGGCGAUGCUGAAGAAUGCCAUGACCUCGCCCUUUUUGAUGGAGAACCUGCUCCAGAGCAAGGCGUCGCCGGGUACGGACCUCACCAGCUUGACCUUGAACUGGGCGGCGAGUUUGGUGGCGCGACAGCGCGAGAGAGAAUGCGAGGCAAGUCUCAGACUCGCCCGAGACAACAGAUCCUCUCCCAAUGAUCUCACGCAGGAUCAUCUGGAACGGUCCGGCUCGAUCGGCAGCGCGCGCGAUCGCAUGAUGAUCGAUUGUGGCAGCAGGGAUCAGCAGAGAUCCAGUGGCGGUAGAUCCUGCGAGCGACAGCACGACAGGAUGCAGCUCCUCCAGCGCGAGAAGGAGGUCUUGGUAGACAGGAGUCAGGGCGUAUACGUGGAUGUAGAGAACGAGAGGAUGGAUGGUCCUAUGGUGGUAGACCGGCUGUGCGCGAUGGAGAGGCUCUGCAACGAGAGGAUCGACAAUCGAUCCAACUCGGGCGUAGAGUCGUGCAAUUCGAACGUGGACGAGGACCCGAUUCUGAGCGCGGAGCUGGAGGGUGGUCCUCAGGCGGCCGACAGGGAUGAGAUGAUGCUGGGCGAACGCGUCUCCGCGAUCGAGAUAGACAGACGGUACGACCUUGGAUGCAGAAACGUCAUGCACACGUCCGACGAGAUGACGAUCGUAUCGGGGGAGAGGGAGACGGUGGUGGCGGCGGCGGCAGCGGCGGCGGUCGAGCGUGCCGUCGACAGAAUAGGCGAGAGGACCACCGCCUGCUCCUGCGGCGACGAGCAGUGUACCGGACCCGCUUGCAGGACCAUCCAGGAGAAGGACAAGCCGCAGCUCAAGUUCAGCGUUAGCGCCAUACUCGGUGGCAAUCACGACAGGAGGCCGCAUCCCGAUAACUUUCAAGGACUUCCGCCGGAAGCGAUACCCGCCUUCCUGCAAAAUCUGCAAAAUUCGGCGGGUUACAAUAUCGCUAAGCCGAUCGCGAGGCCGGCAGCUUAUCACCCUUAUCACAGGCCGAGUCAUCAACCUCCCCAACGACAUUUACCGCCGAAUGCUCAUCACACGCUGCAACAAUUGUUCUAUAGAGGUCCAUAUCUGACAGUGGCUAGUUCCGGGACCGGAAGUCAUCAUCCAGGUACACCCGGUGGAGGCGCCGUAUUUCCAGGGACCAUUCAAGGUAGCAUUGGCGAUUUUUCCGGGACCGGUCUGGUUUUUCCGUGGGCGACGAACGCGCGCGGAAAACCACGUCGUGGAAUGAUGAGAAGAGCCGUUUUCUCUGAUCUCCAGCGACGUGGACUCGAGAAAAGGUUCCAGUUACAAAAAUACAUCAGCAAACCGGAUCGCAAGAAACUCGCCGAGAAAUUGGGUCUCAAAGAUUCACAGGUGAAGAUCUGGUUUCAAAAUCGACGUAUGAAAUGGCGGAACAGCAAAGAGCGAGAGCUGUUGGCGACAGGCGGUUCGCGCGAGCAGACCUUACCGAACAAGAAUAACCCGAACCCGGAUCUGAGCGACGCUGACGGUGAUCGGCCCAGGAUGGACCUGAGCGACGUGAGUCCGCUCACGAGCCCCCAAAGGCCCGAGGAACAAACGGAGAACGAGGAAGACGAGGAGAUCAAUGUCACGUGAUAAAGCUCACCGCUUCAGCAUCUCCCAUCCGAAUUUUGAUGAAGUAGCGACAAUUCGUAAUUUGUGAAUCAAGGAUACCUCAGCUGGAUAAAAAAAGGAAACAAAUCAGUCAUCAUAAAAUAAGUUUAAUAGACAUUUAAAAUGUUACCAAAAAAACCAAUUCACCCAAAAGUGUUUGUUUUAGGAUACAUGUAUCAUCGAUACGUGAAUAACACACGCGCGCGCAAUUUUAAUAUUGACUAAUUAACCAAAUGAAUUCAUUAAUUAAUUAUGGAUAUGAAAAUAUAUACAUUUCUCGUUGACAUAUUUUGCGUCAUACGCGUAAAAUAAAUCACGAUUUCUUUUAUACUAAAGAAUAUAUAUUAUAGAAACAAGCAGUGCGCGAGUCCAAGAGAGAUAUCAUGCCGAUUGAUUUUAAUCAUGCACCUUUCCAGUUGACCGAUCUUUUAUUGGCGAUAUUACAUUGGACUAUCACAGGGAAUAUUCUCGAUUAUUCGAUUCAUUAUAUGGAACGAAUAGCCUAACACAUAAAUACGAGUUGCAUGCGAUGUUCCGUCUCUCUCGAGCCUCACUCGAUUGCCAGCGAUACAAUGCUCCAUUGUUCAGUGAUCGUUGGUCUCAUCCUCGAUAACAUUUGUCGAAUCACGCGACCUGUGAAUUUAUUCUUCAAGAGCAACGACGCGCGUCGUCGCAAACUGGUCCCGAGAAGUAUACGACAAAUGAUGUAUUAUAUUGUAAUUAGCCAUGGAUGUACCUUCAAGAAAUCUUCUAUAAGCCAUUGUGUAAGGUUGUAUUAGACGUAACGUUACGAUUUCGAAAAUAUGUAGCCAAGUCUACUCGUAAAUGCGGCUCGCACGCGGUCAAAUCCAAAUGUAAUUACGUUCAUUGUGAUUCAAUAUAAUCUAUGUAAUAUACUGAAAUAAAACUGUCUAUAUGCAAUC